This is a messenger RNA of Pestalotiopsis fici W106-1, 417 nucleotides long. RefSeq lists its product as uncharacterized. The transcript is spliced from 3 exons. The record is from RefSeq and is a predicted model, not a curated record. NCBI's taxonomy places the organism in Eukaryota, Fungi, Ascomycota, Sordariomycetes, Amphisphaeriales, Sporocadaceae. Bases 1 to 417 code for a protein of 138 amino acids.
AUGAAGUUCUUCAUGACCGCCGUCUCCGCUGCCGCCGUCGCCUCUGCGACCGCUGUCUUCUCGGUCAGCGACUUCUCGGCCAGCUGCAUCCCUCACUCUUCUCAGUGCUCUUACUCCUUCGGUGUCCUCCAGCCCGGCACCAUGGAGACCACCCCCGUCCAGUGCUCCAAGAUGCUGACUGCCAGCGGCACCAGCAACCUGCCCGACGUCACCGACGGCACCUGCGAGAACUCCUCGCGCACCUGGACCGUCACCCGCAGCGACGCUGGCCUGGUCUUCACCGUCUCCCAGCAGGUCACUCCCUCCAGCUUCCAGACUGGUACCUACACCAUCCCUGCCGACCAGCUCGCCGUCGCUACCCAGCCCAACGCCCAGGUUGAGAGCUACACUGGCCCUACCAGCUUCGACCUCAACUAG